AUGGACGAUACAGCGGCAGCUGGCGAGGGCGAGGGCGAGGACGUCCUUAUCGUGGACGACAUGUGCGACGGCGAUGAGCAGAUAGUCCUCUCGUACAUGGACGUCGACGAAGAAGACUGCGCCCACCAGGCCGAAGAUGCGGCGGCAGAGGAGGUGGCGGAGGAGGAGGCGGCAGAGGAGCUGGAGCCAGAAGUAGCGGAGGACGCCACGGAGGAGGCAGCAGAUGAGGCCGAGGAGGCAGCGCAGGAGGCGCUGGCGGACGAGGCGGCGGAGGAGGCGGCGGAGGGCGCGGCGGAGGGGGCCGCCGGCGAGGGCGCCCCUGGCGAGGAGGAGCCCGCGGCCGAGUGCGCCGAGGAGGGCGGGGCGGCCGCGGAAGACGCCCCGGCGGGGGCGCCCGACGUGGUCGUCCUCGACGACGACGACGAGGACGUCGGCAGCGUCGAGGGCGGUGGAGGGUCGCCGGGGGGAGGCGGCCCAGUCCCCGUCUCCGCCACCAGCGCUUUGGUGGAGGCGGCAGCGCCGCCAGCGGUCGGCUCCGGGGCGGAGGGGGCCGAGAGCCCCGAGGGUUUCGUCUUCGUGUGCAACGCCGAGAACUUCGGAGAGUGCCAGAGGCACCAGCUCUUCGGGGCCGCCGCCUGGCAGCUGAAGAAGAUGAAGGAGCACAUCACGCCAGACACGCUUCUCUUCCUCUACAACUACAGCACCGAGCGACUCUACGGCACGUUCGUCGCCUCCGGGGAGGCAGACAUGAACGUAGUGUCUGGCGCCUUCAAGGGACAGUUCAACGCGCAGGUGCCUGCGAGCCCACUGGACGACCUCAUCCUCGAGGCAAGCGUGCCGAAGCGGCUGCAGGCGGGCCCGAAGUCCGCCGCCGAGGUGGCGUCCAUUCUGGAGGCCCUCCAGGCAGGCAGGCGCGCGGCCCCCGAGGUCCAGCAGGCUUGGGGCAUCGAGGCGCCCUCCGCGCCCGCCGAGGAGCCGCCCCACAAGAGGCGGCGGAUCUCGCCCGCGCUGCGAGUCCCGCAGCUGACCUCCCGCACGGUGCCGGGGCUGGACCAAACUGCGAAGGGAUCGCUGGGCGCCCGCCCGCGCGCGGUCCGGAUUUUGCCGCAGAGUGCGCUCUGCGUGGUCCUGAGCCGGGAUCGCGGGGCGGGCGUGCACAGGUUCUCCGGCUGGAACCGCAUCUCGGUCGAGCGGGUGGUGUCCGGGAAGGGCAUCUGCAACAUCUACGAGUACCUGGCGUGGAAGUACCCCGACAAGGUGGACGUGGACAUGCACGCGGAGUUCCUGAUGAACGCCGGGGACGCAGGCGUGGUCGCGAAGCACGCGGCGCCGGGCACGCUCUGCCGGCAGGCCCUCUGCAUCUUCGCCGAGUGCUACGGCGCGGCGACCGGGUCCAUGGCCAUCCAGGACGGGUUCAUGCCCUUCCGGGGGCUCUUCAUCACCGGCGGCGUGUCCAAGAAGCUAGAGCACCUCCUGAAGGACGGGCAGGGCAGCUUCAUCAAGGCCCUCCACGACAAGGGGCGUGUGUCCCCACUGCUAGAUCAGGUGCCACUCUACCUGGUGAAGAGCGACGACAUGGGCCAGCGAGGGGCCCACCUGCGGUCGGUCCGGCUGCUCCAGGAGUGCCUCGCGGGCCAGCAGAGUCGCUUCGACGAUUCGGAGCACCUGGACGAGGCGCUGCUCGUGGAGCCCCGGAGCGUCAUGGCCUACGGCAGUGGAGCGGAAAGCGCCAGCCCGUCGGAGCUGCUCGAGCUCGUGGAGUCCUUCGAGAAGAGCCGGAGCCCGG
Messenger RNA from Prorocentrum cordatum, 1786 nucleotides. The record is from the annotation of a GenBank genome assembly. NCBI's taxonomy places the organism in Eukaryota, Dinophyceae, Prorocentrales, Prorocentraceae.